CCUUGAGUUGAAAUCAUAAUUCAAUAUGGUAUCAGAGCUUAUUGAUCUGUCUCUUCCUUCUCGAUAACACAAAGAAAAAAAUCGGCCCAGCCGAUUCUGUCUCGUCUUCCCCACGCCGCCGAUCUCUACCAAUCGGCCAUGGCUGCCCAGUCUUCUGAUCCCAUGGAUCGUCUGCCUACGGGUUUGAAAUUAUUUGUCCGGAAUCUUCAAUCUCUAACUCCGGUCAAACUUGAUGAUACAAAUUAUCCUUCUUGGUCUGCUACGGUUCGCGCAAAUCUCAUCGCUCAUCGUCUCCUCGGAUAUGUUGAUGGUUCAGAAAUGCCUCCUCCAUCCCUUGUUCUGGACGAGAAAGCCGCCGCCCCUGGCAAGGAUGAACCGCCAGUUAUGAAACCCAAUCCUGCUUAUGACUCAUGGGUUCUUGUUGAUGCUCAAAUCAGGGCCUGUCUUCUUGCUAUUGUUUCUCCAACCGUUCAGACUCAUAUUCAUGCUCUUUCAUCCUCUGCUACAAUCUGGAAUCACCUCGAACAACAGUACAAAUCUCUAUCACGUACUCAUAUUUUUCAAUUGAAGGAGCGCCUACAUAGCAUUCAAAAGGGCACUGAUUCCAUGCAAACAUACCUGGACACUGUUCUCACUAUUGUCUCAUCUCUGAAACUGGCUCAUGAGGACAUCUCUGAACAAGAUAUUAUCAUGUGUGUGCUUCGAGGCCUCCCUACGGACUAUGCCUCGCUCAAACAGAACAUUCGUACUAAUAUUGCAACCGUCACCUUUAAUCAAGUAUCUGCGUGGUUGCUCUCUGAAGAAUUAAAUCUUACUUUUGAGAAGAAACUGCACCUUGGUGACUCUGGUUCUCCCUCGUCAACAGAUCUUCGCCAUGCAUUAUUCACCAAUUCAGGGCGAGGUACUGGCUGGGGUCGUGGUCGUGGGCCAUAUCGUGGCCGUGGUGGGCCCUCCCGCGGCAGCAGCUACAGCGGCAGAGGAGGCCGGUUGCCCUCCUAUCGUGAGGAACCGCGAGGUCGCGGUGGUGGACGUGGGGCAGGCAUCACGUGUCAACUGUGUGGGAAGACCGGUCAUGCGGUCUGGAAUUGUUGGCACCGCUACGAUGAAUCUUACUCUGGUCCUCCACAUGCAUACUACCCCAAUCAAUCUGCUGAAACCAAUUCGAACUGGCAUCUGGAUACUGGAGCGAACACCCAUGUGACGUCUGAUUUUUCUCGGCUGCAUACUUCUUCACUUUAUCAUGGCACCAACUCUAUUACAACUGCGGGAGGUAAUACUUAUCCUAUUGACCAUACAGGCUCAGAUUUUGAUAAUGCCAAACCGCCGCGACAUAUCGAAGCUAAAGUGAGCAAAACUAAGGCGAAGGAACAUGGCAUGAUGACUUAAGAACCAAGAACCCAGAAUCAAGAACGAAGAACUAGAAUUGUAUUGAGUCGGUCUUAAUGUGAUCAAGACCGGCACAAAAUUCCAAAUCUUGGCUCUCUAGGCUUAAUUCAUAAAAAUCUCUUUUACAUAUUCAAAAAUACUUUUCUUAAAAUCCAUGUUUUGGUUUGCCAAAUAUUACCUCGGGUAUUUGUUAGUUUGACUUUUCUGAAUCAAAGUUAUGUUGUACUCCCUCCGUCCCGUGAAACAUGGGAGUUUUGCUUUUUAGGAGGGAUUUAAGGGGUGUAUAUUUUGGUAUUGAAUUUCCAAAAAUGUCCUUUGAUGUGAUGGGUAAAAGUAUGAUUUGAUGGAUAGAUUAUUAGUAAAAAGGUAUGAUGUGAUAGUUAGGGUAUGAAAAAGUAAGGGGUAAAAGUGACUUUCUAAUAGAAAUGAGAAGUGUUUUGUGGGACGGAUAAAAAAAAAAGGAGAAAGGUUUUAUGGGACGGAAGGAGUACUAUAUUUAUACUACAAAAUAAUUUUAUUUGAUAUCA
Molecule: messenger RNA, 1913 nt
Organism: Cuscuta campestris
Lineage: Eukaryota; Viridiplantae; Streptophyta; Magnoliopsida; Solanales; Convolvulaceae
Source: the annotation of a GenBank genome assembly